UGCAGGUGGCUCAUGUUGUGAUUUCUAGUCAUGUGUGCGGUCUGUUGAUUUUGGAAAAUCAUGCAGUGUGUGCGGAUGUUAUGUGCGGCUCACAGAUGUGUCCCGAAUCUACAGAACACCUGGACAACACCUGGAAAAACUCUUCACUUUGUCAGAAAGGACGUUUGUUGUUUUAAAGACGCGACAUCACUUCUGAACCUCAACCUGACACGGUGUUUGUGUUCCUGUUCAUCAGGAAGAAAGUGUUGGAGCUGCGGUUCUUCUGCUCAGUUGUUCUUCUGCUCUUCCUGUCGUACCAUCCAGCCUCCUCAUGAUAAAGCGACUUAUUUUGAAAUCUUAAACUGUGAUCAGAUGUUUGCGUUGGACACUCGGAAGCUUCAGGAAAAAUACAUAGAGCUGCAGAGAUCUCUCCAUCCUGACAACUUCAGCCAGAAAUCACAGACAGAACAGAGAUAUUCUGAAGAGCAAUCAGGUUUGGUAAACAAAGCCUACAGGACUCUGCAGAAACCUCUUACACGUAGCGUCUAUUUGUUGCAGUUGCGAGGAAUCGAGUUGGAUGAAGGUACAGACUCUGCAGCAGAUCCAGCCUUGCUGCUAAAGGUCAUGGAGGUCAACGAGAAGCUGGCGGAGACUCAGAGCCUCGAUGAGGUCAACGCUGUUGGGCAGGAAGUGCAAGUGACACUGAAAAACCUGACUGAACAGAUGAAUGCAUCGUUAAACAAAGGGGACCUGCAGUCAGCGAGAGAGAUCCUGACUCAAAUGAAAUACUUUGCAAAUCUGGAAGAGAAGGUGAAGGAGAAGCUGAGGGAGAACAUGUGAUGUGGAGGAGAUUGAAUGUUGGAUAUGUGCUAAAUUAAAGUCUGUGUUUGAUUAA
Neoarius graeffei (lesser salmon catfish) is the source of this 874-nucleotide messenger RNA. RefSeq names its product HscB mitochondrial iron-sulfur cluster cochaperone (gene hscb). The record is from RefSeq and is a predicted model, not a curated record. Gene Ontology annotation, molecular function: protein-folding chaperone binding; ATPase activator activity. Lineage: Eukaryota; Metazoa; Chordata; Actinopteri; Siluriformes; Ariidae. The transcript has 6 exons. Bases 61 to 819 code for a protein of 252 amino acids. Gene Ontology annotation, cellular component: mitochondrion. Gene Ontology annotation, biological process: protein complex oligomerization; [2Fe-2S] cluster assembly.